This is a messenger RNA of Onychostoma macrolepis, 1495 nucleotides long. It is a transcript of the gene avpr2l, whose product is annotated as arginine vasopressin receptor 2, like. Gene Ontology annotation, cellular component: membrane. The record is from RefSeq and is a predicted model, not a curated record. The transcript is spliced from 2 exons. Gene Ontology annotation, molecular function: peptide binding; vasopressin receptor activity. NCBI's taxonomy places the organism in Eukaryota, Metazoa, Chordata, Actinopteri, Cypriniformes, Cyprinidae. The coding region runs from base 153 to 1079 and encodes 308 amino acids. Gene Ontology annotation, biological process: positive regulation of vasoconstriction; G protein-coupled receptor signaling pathway; regulation of systemic arterial blood pressure by vasopressin.
ACGCGCGUGAACACAGGUAGCCUACCGGUAGUCACGUUGGAGUCCUCAGCACCAAUUUGCGCCAUUGUCAGCGCUCAAGCAGCAGUCAAACACCUUCUCACAUAACACACUAAACAGUCACAUUCACUUUCUAAGGUAGGAUCUAAUUUACAAUGGCUGAUAACCUUAAUUGCAGCAGCGGUAACUGCUCCAGUGCGCAGGAAGUGUUCGGUUUAUCCGAGGGACACUUUGCGCUCGUGAAAGCUGCAGUUCUUGGGUGCAUUUUCGUGCUGGCAACAUUUAGCAAUUUAUUUCUCCUCCAUGCCCUUUGGAAAAGACGGAAAAGACGGACUCGAACUCAGCUGUUUCUUCUGCACCUGUGCUUGGCUGACCUGGUGGUCGCUUUCUUCCAGGUCCUGCCGCAGUUAUCCAUGGAGAUUACGCACCGGUUCAAAGGCUCCGAUCUGGUGUGCAGAGCGGUUAAGUAUCUUCAAGUGGUCGGGAUGUUCGCGUCCACGUACAUGAUCGUGGCCAUGACCAUAGAUCGCUAUCACGCGGUCUGCAAGCCCAUGGUGUCGUUCUUUAGAGGGUCUUUCCGCAGGUAUGUUGCCAUAAGCGCAGCAUGGCUCAUCUCCAUGGCGUUCAGCGCUCCGCAGAUGUUCAUCUUUUCUCUCCAAGAAGUUGAGAAGAAUGUUUUCGACUGCUGGGCGACGUUUAUUGAGCCUUGGGGAGGCAGAAUAUACAUAACGUGGAUCACUCUGUCCGUGUUUGUUCUGCCAGCCGUAAUCUUGAUGUAUUGUCAGAUAAAGAUUUGCGCAGGGAUCUAUUUCAACAUGAAGAGGAAAGCCUUGCAGAGCAGCACAGGUGAUGGGCGCUCCAGCUCUAAAGGGAUAUCAAACGCGAUGCUGAAGACUGUCAAAAUGACUUUUAUUAUCAUCCUGGUGUACACCCUCUGCUGGAGCCCGUUCUUCGUGGUCCAGCUCUGGUCAGCUUGGAGUCCAAGCAGUGCGCCCACGCAAGGGCCAGUGUUUGUCACUAUCAUGCUCCUCGCCAGUCUUAACAGCUGCACAAACCCAUGGAUCUACCUGUACUACAGCUAGAACCUCAUGACCGUUCCUGCUGCUGAAGACUGUAUGGUCUAAGCAAACACUUAUAAACCAAUUUUCAAGCCUUUUCUAACAAGUGAAGUGAUUUUGGCUAUGGAAAGUUGCUGCAUAAUUUGGCAGGGUCAUUUGUUCCUAUAAAAAUAAGAAAUAUGUUACUUUUACUGCUAUAAAGAGAAUGAAGGAGAUCUAUUUCCUUUUCAUUGUUGCAUGUGCAUGUGCUAAACUGUAAAUGUAUGUAACUGUAGAUGUUCAAAGACUGAGGUUUCCUUGGAAUUUCUGACUGAUGAUAUGAGUAAUGGCACCUCAGCUUUGUGUGGUAAUAUGCCCUGUGAUUUAUUGGAAAUGAACCGGCCAUUCUACACUAAGUGACUCAUUACCAUCAUAAAGUCUUGUAUCAAGAAUAGUGGCUC